This is a messenger RNA of Pseudocercospora fijiensis CIRAD86, 801 nucleotides long. RefSeq lists its product as uncharacterized. Lineage: Eukaryota; Fungi; Ascomycota; Dothideomycetes; Mycosphaerellales; Mycosphaerellaceae. The record is from RefSeq and is a predicted model, not a curated record. Gene Ontology annotation, cellular component: TRAPPIII protein complex. The transcript has a single exon. The annotation marks the transcript as partial.
UUCACAUACGCGUGCCCGAUCUGGAACUGCAUCUGGACCGCACAGUCUCUCGCUAAAAGUCCUACGCCUUUCCCGACCGUCUCUUGCAACCCAGACCCCACUUCCUCAGACGAACUUUGGCGAUGGCCUUGACAUACAUCCCACGGCAUCGCUCGCACAUCCGAAGGGAGAAAACGACUCUACAACAUUUCCUCUCACUCCGCUCCUGACUCUACCUUCUGCUUUCGGCGCGGCAUACGUCGGCGAGACCUUUACGUGCACGCUGUGUGUCAACAACGAGCUAUCGCCCGACAGCAACCAGAGAAAGAGCGUAAGCGGUGUCAAGAUCACGGCAGAGCUGCAAACGCCUAGUCGGCAAGAGGGAAUUUCGUUGAAUUUGGAGAAUGCUGCGGAGGCGGAUCAAGAUGAAGAGAAUCUCAAGCCUGGUGCGACACUGCAACGGACAUUGAGACACGAAUUGAAAGAUGAAGGCCCGCAUGUCCUCGCUGUGACCGUGAGCUAUACGGAGACAUUGAUCGGGAGCGAUGGCUCUGCUGCAAGUGCCGGUCGCGCACGAACAUUCAGAAAGCUGUACCAAUUUGUCUCGCAGCAGUUGCUUGCAGUUCGAUCCAAGGUGACUGAGCGCAAGAUCCGCGAAAAGAAUUCUCCGAGGCAGUGGGUCUUAGAAGCCCAACUGGAGAAUGUCGGCGAUGCGAGCGUGGUUUUGGAAAGGGUGUGGCUGAAGGAAAGAGAAGGGAUUUUGAGCACUGGCGUGAAUGGGACAAAGGAUAGAGAGGCCACGGUGCUUAAGCCCCAGGAUAU